This is a messenger RNA of Peniophora sp. CBMAI 1063, 1641 nucleotides long. The record is from the annotation of a GenBank genome assembly. NCBI's taxonomy places the organism in Eukaryota, Fungi, Basidiomycota, Agaricomycetes, Russulales, Peniophoraceae.
AUGUUAGCUGCAACUUUGCCCGACGACAUUAUCAUUGGACUGUUCAAUCAGGCCGCACUCAUCGAUCAGCCAUCUGAGCGUGACGAUAACGAAAGAACGCUUCCCAACCUGGGCUGGAUCAACCUGACGCAUGUCUGCCGUCAAUGGCGUACCGUUGGGAUUGAGUGCAUGGCACCCCUAUGGGCCUCGAUCGUUACCACAUUUGGGACACACACGAUAGCAAAUAUGAUAGAGCACCGAGCUCGUGGAUGCAAUCUGACGUUGCGAGUGACGAAAGACGGUGCGAGCUAUCCUCGGUCGCGGCGCGUAUCAAUGGUCGACUGGUCGUUAGAGCGCAUGUCACGCGCUCAGAAAAUCGAAUUCAUCGCACGCCUACAUUUCAAUACAUCCAACAGCGCCUUACAUGCAGCAUUCGAUGGCGUUCACCUGCCCUCGCUUACGUAUCUUGACGUGUGUUCUGCCAUAACCCCCCUGGCGCAGUUCGAAGCACCAGCCGGUGCAACGAUCGUCUCUCACCUCCGGGAUGUUCGCUUCGAGACUCCAAACUUGGUCGUCGCCCACAUGAGCAACAUCCUACCUUCACCAUCCUCUUCCCUACAGAGCCUGCGCCGGCUGAGGCUAAUGUUUCCCACGUUUCGCGUCAACAUCACCAUGACGCACAUUGUCAAUUGCCUCCUCUCGCUCCCGAGGAUUGAGGAUCUAUCGUUGGAUUGUCCGAAGUGUUCGCCAGAAGAGGACCCAUACAAGCGAGGAAUUAGGGAUCUGAACCUCAAUCACCUCGUGACGCUGUGUCUGAAGGUCUCAGACGCCGACGAUGCAAUAACGCUAUUGGAGACGCUGCACGCACCUUUUCUAAGCAAGAUCAAGACAACGAUAGCUGGACAAAUGACAGACGACGACUCUCAGUGCCGGUUGUUGAACAACUCAUUAUCGCGGUAUGUCGAGCAACUGCACUUCGACAUCGCCUCGUUCAGCAAUAACGGUCUGAGACUCUCAUUGUCAGUAAUCAACAAGGAUACUCUUGCCAGCGAGCAUGAAGAUGUAUUUGAGCUGUGGUUGCUAUCAGACUGCCUGCGUCCGAGAGGCUACCAUACGCUCACUCUUUUUGCUGAAGCGUCUUCCUCGCUCUUUAAAUCCGUCACUAGCUGUUGUCUGGACUGUUUAGGGCAUUCGCUCGAUAGCGCGGAGCUCGCGCCCAGUUACCUUGUGCUACCGACCACAUCCGUCAUUCGACGGCUCGGACGUUGCUUCCCGAACGCAUCCAGUAUACGCUUGUCUGAGCUGGCGAUUCAGCAUAUCGCAUUCGACGUGAUGAAGGAAGAACCGCCAGACCUAUUCUUUCCUUCAAUGCGAUUCAUUAUUAUGGAUGUUACAAAGUACGGGAAUCUCAUUUGUACCCGAGAAAGUGCGAAGGAAUGGUGGGGGAUUGUACGCGAGGCAUUGAGGAAUCGCUCUGGCAAGAACAGGCCCCUGGCUGGUCUGAUUCUGGAAGACGAUUGGGGCACGUCCACGUUAUGGUAUGAAGUAUGCAGCGCAGAAGCAGAAGAGAAUCGCAGGCUCGGUCUCGUAGCGCAGGUUAUCGAUAGGCGGAAGCACGUCACUGGAUCGGUAGCUACAGUCGGCUUCCCUCCCUCCCAAUAA